AUGGAGCUGAAACAUGAGAGGGAAAUAAAAAGGCAAACUGAAGUUCAGAUUAAAGCAAAAGACUUGGAAAUAGCUAUGCUGACCCAAGAGAGGGUGAAGAAGAUCAAACGAGAUUGGUGGUUAUGGGGUACCAUUGCUACUACCCUGACCAUUGGUGCAGCAUGCUUGGCAUACUCAAAUCCAUCUGGAAGUGAAAAAGAGGAUAUCUCAGUGUUCAAGCCUGUGGACGAGGAGAUAGGAGCGGUGAACAAUCCCCGAAGAGGAAGAGGUGGCAGUGUCAAGGUUGUUGUAGUUGGUGAGGGUGUAGUGAGAGAAGUGGCUUCAUAUCUACUGGAUUACCCCCAAAGCGGUUACCGAAGGAGCUACACCGAUGAGAUUGGAUUCUCCGGAGUUCCGCCAACCAUUAUGGUGGAAUGUCUUCAUGAGAAUUUCAAUGGUAAAGAGAAGAGAAAAAGAGGGUCUCUCCAGAAGUAUAUGGUGAGUAAAGGAGAUUGUGAGGGCUAUGGCAAUAAUAAGUUCUCAGAGUUGUCCGAGCACGAAGUUCACAAAAUUUCGGUGCUUGACAUUCGUCUAACCAAUGCUGACAGACAUUUGGGAAACCUGCUCCUCUCCACAGAAGAAGAUCAAUUGAUUCCCAUUGAUCAUGGAUGUUGCAUACCGGAGAAUUUUGAGAGAUGCAGGUUUAACUGGAUUGGUUGGAGUCAAUGCAAGAAGGCUUACUCUCAAGAGACAUUGAACUAUAUCAGGAAGAUCAACCCUGAUGAAGACAUCAAAUAUCUUCAAGCUCAUGGAUUGAUUCUCUCCGAUGAAUCUCAACAGACUCUCCGCAUUUCAUCGAUGAUUCUCAAGCAAGGAGCACAGUAUUCUGAUGAUAGUGAAACGGAGGAUACCUCAGUGUUCAAGCCUAUGGACGAGGAGAUAGGAGCGGUGAACAAUCUCUGA
Messenger RNA from Fragaria vesca subsp. vesca, 942 nucleotides. RefSeq names its product probable phosphatidylinositol 4-kinase type 2-beta At1g26270-like. The transcript is spliced from 4 exons. The record is from RefSeq and is a predicted model, not a curated record. NCBI's taxonomy places the organism in Eukaryota, Viridiplantae, Streptophyta, Magnoliopsida, Rosales, Rosaceae. The coding region runs from base 1 to 942 and encodes 313 amino acids.